UCGUGCAAGCAAGUAGGAAUAAUGAUUGAACUCUGCCAAGAAUGGCUUGAUGAAUUUAUUAAUUAAUUAUUUCCAGCAAGGAUAGAUCGGACGAUAAAAAGCGCGUCUUCGCGUGCGUUUCGAAAGAAAUUUUAAUUCUAUAUUCUACGUUUCAUUUUUUCGAAAAACGGAUAAUAAUUAAUGACGACUAAUAAGAAAAGAUUCUAGUAUUCUUUUGUGUUCUAUUCCAUCUUUCUGAAGUUCGAAGUAGAGAUUUUAUUGUCGUUAGAUGGCAGCAUGUCGUUACAUCUUAAAUUAUAGCCGGAGAAUUUAUAGGUUAGCAUAGCGACUACGUCAGUAAAAAUUUCGUCAUUCGUGAGGAUUCUUUCUUCGUAAUGAAACAGAAGGAAACCAUCUGUUGCAGUAAUCAGAGAAUCCGUCAGAGAAAUUCAGUGUUGUCAGUUGGUGCAAAUAUGAUGGUGACGAAAUAAAAAUGUGGACGGAGAAUGGAAAUUACGAAUUAGCGAAUUGGAAAGAAGAGAGAUCGUUGAGGGAAGGAUGAUGCUGUUCCAAAUUAUCUUAAAUUAUUUUGAAAUUUCUGAAUUGUCAAAAUUGAAAAACGAAAAUAUGACUUUUGUGACUUGACAAAGAACAAUUGUAGAAUUCUUUUCUCGUCAAAAUCGAAAUAGGCUUCGAUGCUCGUCAAAAUAUAAUUUAACCUCGCAUAUCAAGUAUCGGUUAAUUAAUCGAGGUCUCGUGAUGCUGGUCUUGUGCAACGUUCACGCCAGUCUUGAACAUGAAAUUCCAAGGAGGAGCUUCCUGUCACGAAGAGCCAUCGAUGGGACAAGGGGGAGGAAAUACUUCGAUCCGGAAGAAGAGGGCGCGUUCGACAGCUUUGGAUCCGCUGGCGGCCAGUACAAUCCUUAUCAGGAGAAAACAGAUUUGUCAGAUAUCAGGAGGAACGUGCCAGGGGAGCCAGGCAUCGAUUAUCCGGCAUACACGACGCUUCCUCAGACGGGAUUCACGUGCGAGGGACGGUCACGAGGUUACUACGCGGACGAGGUAGCGGGAUGCCAAGUGUUCCACGUGUGCCACGACGUGUUGGUCUCCUCGUUCCUGUGCCCCAUAGGCUCGAUAUUCAGUCAAAAGCUGCUCACCUGCGACUGGUGGACCAAGGUGGACUGCUCCUCGAGCGGGAAAUACGUGGACGUGAACCGGGACAGUUACCAGCAGGACGACGACGAGAUGAUACGCAACGCCUACGCGAUGAUAAGCCUUCGAUCGGGCACCGACGUGACCAGGGACGGCCUGGUCGACCCCGAUCGAACCGCCAGCAUCGUCGACUACCACAACAUACCCGACUACUCCCCCCCCUCCUCCUCCUCCUCCGUCGACGCCCCGUCGGCGAACGAUCUCAGCUUCGAGGACCAUCCUCGCAGACCCCCAUCCUCCCCUCGAGACUUCCUGCUCCCCUAUCGCCGCGUCAAGGAAAUGGAUCGUGAGAAAUUCCAUCCUUCCGGCCAGCAGAGGUCCUCUUACGAGGACUCGCCCGUCAUUCGCGUCCAGAAGAUCGGCGACCCAGGCUACGAGGGGAGGCGCAAAGGAGUCCAAGAGGCGAGCCACCGAAGGGGCGGCAAGGACGCACACUUCCAACCCUCUUACGCGCCCACCGUGCCCACCGUCACCACCACCACCAGAAGAUUCUACUCCCCCACCGUGCCCACCACCUUCAGACCGUCCACCCUGGCCUACAACAGCCUCCUCGACCAGGCGAUAGACAGCUCGGAUUACUAUUUCUCAGGGGGCAAGGGCUUCGUCACCCCGCCGCCUGUGAGGCUCCCGUCGAGGAAAGGGGAGGAGGACUACGGGGGCAGUUACGAGGAGGAGGAUGGGCGGUUCCGGGUGAGGGUGGUCGACGUGGAUCGGAACGGAACGGCGGCGUACGGGUUCGAGGAGGACUUCGAGACGAGGGGCAGCAUAGGUCUGGGCCAGGCGUUGCGGCAAUCGUUGCGAGGGAUCCAAGAGGAAGCGGCGAAGGGGAGUUUCCUGGCCGGCAAGGAGGAGGAUGCGAAGGGGGGGACGAGCGAGGCGCCGUCGACCAUCGAUACCCCGCCGCUGGUCGUCGAGAGCGCAGCCAAGGCAACGACCACCGUGACCAGCCUCCUCGAACCUUCCGACCUUCCCUCAACGGCCGUUACGGAAUUCUCGAAUGAGUUCCCUCCUCGAGGAGGCAAGUUCCAGAUAAGGGUCCCGGACUCCUCCACCUCCCUCGAACCCGAAUCUUACCCCAGUCUUACCACGCAACCGUUCACUUUGGGCGAGGAGCACGAACGGCCCACUACCGCUCUGCCCUCCGUGGCGCCCCCUCAUCGCCUCAACUCGGACGAGACGCCCUCUCUCGGUCGAACCGAGUCGGCCAAAACCACGAUUACGAGCGAGGAGGCCUCGAGCAACGCCACUCUGGCGAAGAUCCGUUGGAAGAGUGGGGAUAAUAAUAAGAACGACUCGCCGUACCAGGUCACUGUGACGAUGAACAAGCGCGAGCAACUGGUCCCCGUGGACGGGGAUUGGGGGGGAGCAGGGGGGCGCGAGCUGGAGAUAAGAGAAUCGGUGGAGCCGCCCCGCUCGACCACCGAGUCGAGCGAGGAGGGGAGCAAGAUAAGCCUCCGCCGAUUGAUGUCCGAGCUGUUGAAGCUGGACCGAGUCCCUCGACCCUUCUCCUCCUCCUCUCCGACCGAGGAGGAGACCGGCGACGCGGAAUUGAGAGCAAGGAUCCUCUACGACAUCCUCGCCGCCACGACGAGGCAUGCCGUCUCGAAAGAAGGCUGGAGCCCUCGGUCGAGGGGGAUUCUCGACCGGUUGAAUUUCGGGGGGGAGGCGUUGGAUCUUCCAGGGGAGGAGAGGGCGGUCGAUUUUGGGGGAGGAAGCGUCGAGGAGGAGGCCACGACGCCGUCCUCCUCCACGACGACGAAGGUGGAGGACGAGGGGAGGACGGUGGUGAGGACGGAGUUCGUGCCGUCGUUAGGGUUCUCGUUGGACACCGACGAGGGAAGGGAGGAGUACGUGGAGGCAGUUUUGGGGGGAUUGAUCGAGCCACGCGCUGCAGGGAGCGAGAAGGGGGAGGCGAUUUUGGAGAGGAAGAACGGAACCUUGGAGGGGAAGGUGUAAAAAAUCUGUGAUGCGAUGCAUGCUUUUUCUCUUUUCCUUUUUCAUCAUCCUUUUUUCAGCCUCGAUCCGAAAGCGAUUUUAUCGAGGGAAACGAUGAAUUGAUGAAAGAGAUUCGAAUGGAAUGAAUUUUCGAGUCUCUCUCUUUCUCGUUUGUAAUUAAAGAAACUAACGCUACGUAGGGUAUAGAGUAUAAAUUACACGUAAUGUUUCUUUAAGGCCUCGGGACGAGUAAAUAUUACAGAAAUAUCGUGAUCGAUAAUUAAUGAUUAAAAUCGGAUGUCGCUCGUUGAAACUUUGUCGUUAUUAGAUCAGAUGCGUCCGAUGAAUGUUAGCAAUAAGCGCGCUAGAAGCAAUUGUAAUCAAACUGUGUAACUUUAUGUAACGUCGACAUAAAACAUAAAAAUACACACACAUAUUUGACGAUUUUUAAA
Molecule: messenger RNA, 3578 nt
Organism: Apis cerana (Asiatic honeybee)
Lineage: Eukaryota; Metazoa; Arthropoda; Insecta; Hymenoptera; Apidae
Cellular component (GO): extracellular region
Molecular function (GO): chitin binding
Source: RefSeq, a predicted model, not a curated record